Molecule: messenger RNA, 1653 nt
Organism: Symbiodinium necroappetens
Lineage: Eukaryota; Dinophyceae; Suessiales; Symbiodiniaceae
Source: the annotation of a GenBank genome assembly
GAAAAUGUCCUACAGCGCGCUGCCUCGGGGCAGACGCUCACAGCAAGGUCAAGAACCAGCAGCAGGUACGGAGACUUCAGCGGCCUUCACAAGCCGACCGAGCAGCAGCCAAUUUUUCUGAGUAAAGCAGGUAUCACAUGGGAAGCAGACGGCAAUUCGUCCUUGCUUAUCCCAUUGUUACUUUCGGACGUCAUGUUUGCCCCGGUAAACUCCAAUCUGGUGUUCCCUUUUUCAAGAUCACCGGAGGCCACGCACGUUAUUUUGAUUGCCCCUCGCGUUUCUGGCAAAUCAGCAGUUUGGCUGCUUUGUACGAACGCUGGGGACAGUGACUAUUCUCUGGACCACCUCAUCAUGAAUUUUAGCAGGCGGGGAGCUGUUCGCUGGGACGUUCGGCAGUGCCAUCAUUUCUCGGCGAACAGUUGCGGCCAAGGUGGCCAUGGGACGAUCUUUGGAGGUGUCUCGCUCCUGCCGUUGUACGAUGCGCACAGAAAGCUCAUCCCUUUGAAGGGGGAUGUGCUGAACAUGAACAAGGUCCACAACUUCGGACGCGUGGCCGUGAAGAUUUGGGACAAGCUGGACUCGGGGAUGGUGCGUCGAGAGGUCGACUUCUUGCAGCAGUCUGCCGGUCAUCCAAACAUCUCUGCCCUUUUAGGCAUUUACGCAGAGGCGCAGAAGAAGAAGUCCAGCGUGGUCUGGCUUCUAGUGAUGGAGCACUGCACGGGAGGUGAUUUCUUCGACAUCAUCAAGGAGAAGUAUUUGUCGAUUGCUCGCAUUCUCGACAUUCAAGCCGGCUUGGCGUCAGCGUUGACACAUCUGCAUCGCUUGCGCAUCGUGCAUCGAGAUGUCAAAGCCGAAAAUGUUGUGAUGCACAAGGAGCAUGCUGUGCUCAUUGACUUUGGCAUUGCGGCCUACCUUGAUGACCAGGAAGCCAUGUGCCGCCCCGUUGGGUCUCCGGGCUAUGCUGCACCGGAGAUCAUCGCUCCGACUCCGCAGCUCUACGACGAGCUGGUGGACGUCUUCGCCCUGGGAGUCCUGAGUUACUUUAUGCUGUUUCGAGCGCUGCCAUUCUGGGCCGGCACCCACGAGGAGAUGUUGGAGAAGACCCGGCAAUGUGAGGUCGAAAUCCCAGAGUUGGACGACGACAGCAUGCGUCCAGUCGUUUCUUUGGUGCUGCGGAUGAUGUCCAAACAGGCUGCAGAUCGGCCGAGCGCCGUGGCAUGUUUCAACGAGCUCCGCGAAAUGGCACCCGAGGUGACGAAGUCCCGCAAGGCCUCACGGGCCUUCCGGAUUGCCCACACUGCCUUGGUGCGCUACGGCUAUAUGGAGGCUACCGGAGACAUCAGCCUGGAUGAGUUUUCCGACAACGAGGGUGCGGACAGGUCCGAGGUACCUUCACCAACCAACAACAUCGACGUGUCUCCUGUGCCGACGUUGCGCACACCGGCGGCACCGACGCAGACGGUAGCUUCCAUGACGUCCAGGACCUCCAUGCUGAGCGGAGUUGGGAGUGUGCUCAGUUCGGCGAGGAGGCGGAUGCCUUCCUUGCGUGUUCCGAGAGUCGGGCAGACGGUGUCCAAGGUCUUCCGGAAUAUGGCUCACUUGUCGGAGGCCUCAAUGUCGACAGCUGCGAUGCUUUGCCGAGAAAUUCAGUAG